This is a messenger RNA of Rhodofomes roseus, 2820 nucleotides long. RefSeq names its product glycoside hydrolase family 92 protein. Gene Ontology annotation, biological process: protein quality control for misfolded or incompletely synthesized proteins; carbohydrate metabolic process; glycoprotein catabolic process. Gene Ontology annotation, molecular function: peptide-N4-(N-acetyl-beta-glucosaminyl)asparagine amidase activity; carbohydrate binding. The transcript is spliced from 21 exons. Gene Ontology annotation, cellular component: nucleus; cytosol. Bases 105 to 2600 code for a protein of 831 amino acids. The record is from RefSeq and is a predicted model, not a curated record. Lineage: Eukaryota; Fungi; Basidiomycota; Agaricomycetes; Polyporales; Fomitopsidaceae.
CCCAGCGCGAUUCUUCCGCGCGUGCAUACAUAAGGCUCGGCCGUGAAGCCCGCGCGAGCCCUCUCGGGGCCCCCUUCUCUAGGCCCGCAACACACUAAGGCGCGAUGGCUGUGCUCCGGAGGUCCUUCGUCGUGCUAAGUGCUGCUUCUCUGCUUGGCCUGGUGCGCGCGCAGCCCUCGCCCGUCGUCCAGGAGCGUAUCUCUGCGGCGAUCGCGUCGGCCGCGGCGGAUCCGGGCAGUGUGGACUAUACGUCGCUGGUCAAUGUCUUCAUAGGCACGGACAACUAUGGGGAUGUCUGCCCGGGUGCUUCUGUCCCAUUUGGCAUGGCCAAAUUCUCGACAGACUUGACGGGAUAUGCGCCUGCUGGCUACGUCGCUGACCCGACGCAGAUGAUCCGCGGGCUCAGCCCAAUGCACGACAGCGGCACCGGGUCCUCCUCGGGCACCUACGGCAACUUCGAGAUCAUGCCUCUCCUCUGCCCAGACGGCUUCGAGACGUGCACCGUGCGCCUCGACGACCGCCUGCGCUACCGCAAGAACAACACCGACGAAGCCUACCCCGGAUACUUCGCGCAGACCCUGGACAACGACAUCAAGAUGGAGGCGACGUCGACGCGCCGUGCGGGUCUGGAGCGCUUCACGUUCCCGGACGGCUCGAAGCCGUACUUCACGCUCGACCUCGCGAACGACCUCCCGCAGUCCUUCGCUGGCGGGUCGUUAGAUAUUGACCCUGAGAAGGGCCGCAUCACUAUGGGAGGCCUCUGGGGCUCGAGUUUCGGACCGGGUGCUUUCCACUACCAGGCGUUUGCGUGUUACGACCUUCUCAACGGCGGCACGCAGAAGCUCGACGAAUACGGGGUCUGGACAGGCGAGACCUUCGGCCUCGAUUUCUGGGGAGACGCCAAGGGUCUCUGGCAGACGAACCUGAACCUCUCCGUCGACCUCAUCGGGGACGUCUACCAGUCCGGGGCACUGUUCUCGUACGCGGGCGAGCCCUCGGAGAUCACCAUCCGCGUCGGCAUCUCGUUCGUGUCUGCGGAGCAGGCAUGCAGCAACGCGGAGACGGAGGUCGGCGGCGCGGCGUUCGAGGAGAUCGAGGCGGCGUCGAAGGCGCUGUGGAACGAGCGCCUGAGCACGAUUACGAUCGACUUUGCGAACACGGAGCCGAAUGUGACGGAGUUGCUGUACUCGUCGUGGUACCGCUCGAACCUGACGCCUAAUAAUGCCACGCACGAGACCCAAGGACCAUAUGCCAAUACGACGCAUUACUACUUCGACUCCCUCUAUUGCAGUUGGGACACCUUCCGCACGUUCUAUCCGCUCAUGGCUCUCCACUCACCCGUGCACUACGCACAAAUUGUCGACAACUACAUUGAUGGGUACCUCAAGCAGGGCUGGAUGCCAGAGUGCAGAGCCAACAAUCUGCCUGGUUGGACUCAAGGAGGUUCGAGUGGCGACGUCAUCGUCGGGCAUUUCGCCAUGCUCUACCACAACGAGGCGGAAGAACUCGGUGUUGACCUGGAGCAGCUUUACGCUGCCAUGGGGCAGGACUCGACGCUGAACCCUCCGGAGUGGAACAUCUGGGGUCGUCAGAGUAACGUAUACAAUCAAUAUGGCUACGUGCCUUUUGCCGGCCUCGAUACUAAGAGCACAGGUCGUAUGACCAGAGAGGGUAGUCGAACACUGGAGUAUGCUUACGAGGAUUUCGCUAUCCGGCAAGUCGCGCUGCUCCUGAACAAAACCGAGGAUGUCGAGGUGUACACGAACAAGUCCUACUUCUACCAGAACGUCUUUGAUCCGACGGUUACCAGCGACGGCUUUACGGGUUUCUCCCAAAAACGCUACUCGAACGGGACGUUCUAUUACACAGACCCCAUCGACUGCUCGCCUGUCGACCCGAACCCGAACCGUGAAUGUUCAUUGCAAGAUGAUAACAUUGUUGGCUUCUACGAAUCGUCGUCCUGGGAGUACAGCUUCUUUGCACCUCACGACAUGGCGUCUGUUGUCAAGAUGAUGGGAGGCAACGACACGUUCAUUGCACGUCUGGAUCAUUUCUUCAAUGCGAGCUACUUUAACGUAGGGAACGAGCCGUCGUUCAACACCCCAAUCGACUACUUGUAUGCCAACGCACCGACGAGGAGCGUCGAUCAUGUCCAUGAUGUGGUGUUCAGCUACUUUGACAUCACCCCUGCUGGGCUGCCUGGGAACGAUGAUCAAGCUGCGAUGGCAACUGUGUUGGUUUGGCACUUGCUCGGCCUCUACCCUGUGCCGGGCUCCUCGGAAAUACUCGUCGUAUCGCCCUUCCUACCCACAUACACAAUCCACAACCGCUACCUCAACGUCAGCACGACCGUUACGGUGAAGGGCUUCGACCCGGCAUCCGUCCAGCAGUACAUUCCCGAGGGUGUUGCGGCUUAUGUCCAAAAUGUUACGAUUAAUGGCGUCACUUCGCCUUCACGGUGCCAUUUCGACUUCUACGACAUCUUCCGCACGGGCGGCGAGCUGAUUAUUGAGGUCACGGCGGACAAGGACUCCGUCAACGACUGCGGUGCAUCUCUGCCCAAGUCGCUGUCCACCGGCGGGUUCGAUACGGUCCGCUAGCCAGAAAUAGGUUAUAGCAGCGAGACGAGCAGGGUAGCUAAGAGCCAAGAUAGAUGGGCAGUAGACAUACAUCGUAGAAAUGAAUACAGAUGAAGGGGCGUGUUACAGUCCCGGGUACCGUCGUCGUCGUGAGACAUCGUGAAUGUAUCGUUCAGAUAAGCUAGGAAGUGGAUGGCCCCGGUUUGGAAGGGUUGGUUGGAGGGUGAAUCAACACAAGGCC